CUACACCCCAAGCCUUCUUACACAAUCUAAUAUCUGACCAACAUAUAUAAAGAUCCGGAAGAUGGUGACCGUUUUUGGAUUUUUCCUGCUGCUAUUUUUUCCGGAACAUGUCCAUCUUCUUGUCUUGGUUGAUCCAUCACCGAUUUCUAAUGUGACUUAUGGAAAACCGUUCUUCUUUAACUGUACAUUUCCGUCGUAUUGGGAAGCAGCUACUCUUCAUAUCCCUGGAGAACAUGGCUUCAAGUUUGCCAUAUUUAAUGGCGGACAUUGUGGAGUUCCAUCAGACAGGCGGAAGAACUACAGCAUAGCUUGCCAUGGAGACACACUAACAUACGGGAUCCUGAAACCGGUGGACAGAACAACAUGGGGCUGUAAUUAUACUUACACCAAUAGCACGACAUCAACGAAAGAGGAGGAGCAUGGAAAAACCACAGUUAUUUUACAACCCGAUGAACCUGUUACAACUCUACAGAAAACUAACUACAUCAUCAGGGAAGGUGCCAAUUUAUCCAUUCCAUGUACAUUCACUGGUGCCCCAAUAUCCAAUGUCUCGUGGAAACACGACAAUUCAGUUAUAAAAUGGUCAGACCAAAACAAACCAUUACUUUUGAGUUUCCAGAAUGUCUCUAGAACUUCUGCAGGAAAUUACACCUGCACCGUGACCGUUAACUAUAAAGGGAUUUACUCCACAUUAGCAACAGUCACCUUAAUUGUCGAGUAUCCACCAACACUAAGAUCCAGUAACGACACCACGGUGGACGAAGGAACGGACACCGUGACACUUUUCUGUGACAUCGUAGUGGAUGGGUUUCCAAGAAACUACAGUAAUCUGCACUGGCAACACUGGCGCGAGAACCAGUUGAUAAGAGAACUAGAUUCUGAUGAUUCUCUUGUCAACCCAGAUGACAAUAGAUUUACUCUUACCUUGAACUCUGUUAGUUAUAAUGACACCGGAUGUUACACGUGUUCGAUGGGGAAUGGAGUUCCAAAUUUAGAAGGAAAGAUUAAUCAAACUGCUCAGUUGGAUGUGCUCAUAAAAGCUAUUCCACGAAUCCUUGAUCCGAAACCUGAAUACUAUGGCCAAGUUGGGAGGAGAUUUAAGUUAAAGUUUGAAUUAGUCGGACAUCCGGCACCUCAGUCCUCAAUCAUUGUCCUAGAGGGACAAGAAGUUAACAAGAUCAACAAAACGGAGGCAAAGGGACCAGUGCGUGUGGACAUUUAUAACAAAAUAGUCAAAAUCGAUGGAAUUAUCGUGGAUUUGGACUUCGGCAAAAUAGAAAACAGGUUUCGCACAAUAUACCAAUUAAUCGCUAAAAAUGCGAUGGGGAACGUAACUCAUACGUUUUUGGCAAAAGGACACGAUUUUCCUAGUAAACCUUUCCAUAUCCAUUUCAACGCAUUCGAAGGUUUUGCUUUACUUGAAUGGGAGACAAAGUAUCCUGAUAUUGACAUGAAGUACGAAGUCAUUCUAAAAAAUGACACCGGAAUCCAAGACAUCUUCAGAGUUCCAGGACAAAAUGCAAAAAUAUAUGAAUAUCGAUUGACAAACCUUUCUAUGUCCAAAGUUUAUAUUCUUCAAUUAUGCACAACAAAUGUCCUCGGGAAAAACUGCAGUUCCACAUUUAAAAUUAAAAUGGGCAGCAUUCUUUCCAGAGCUUUACAAGCCAAUCAGAGGCCGAUGUCAGACACAACCUUUGUUGCUCUCACUGUGGUUGGUGGAAUAGGACUUUUGUUCAUUUUGAUGUUAGUUCUGAUUGCCGUAAAUCAUCGAAGGAGAAGAAAACGUAAAAAUACUCCCUUCCUGGAAAGACAGAUUGCCUUGGGAAGAAACAGUUAUUCGAUGCAGAGACUUAACAGCGAAUUAGAAACCUCAGAAAAUGCAUGCAACUUAAGAGACGCUCAGCUUUCGGUUAACACGUACUUGACACCUAAUUGCAUGAAUUCCCCGAAUUCACCAUUACUUGGAUCGACUUGGAAGGGAAUGAAUAUGCAAGUGUGGAUGACCCGGAUAUCAUUAAACUGAGUACUCGUCAAAACCAAAAUGAUGGCACAUGUCACACAAAUGGUUGUGUACCCAUGAACGAAAAUUGUUCACCAAAUCCAAGACGAAGCAAUGAAUACUUGGCAAUGGACGAACAGACAAAAGGUUGCCUGAAGUCAAGCAGUUCAA
This is a messenger RNA of Saccostrea cuccullata (small rock oyster), 2170 nucleotides long. RefSeq lists its product as uncharacterized. Bases 62 to 2023 code for a protein of 653 amino acids. Gene Ontology annotation, molecular function: cell adhesion molecule binding. The transcript has 17 exons. The record is from RefSeq and is a predicted model, not a curated record. Gene Ontology annotation, biological process: cell-cell adhesion. NCBI's taxonomy places the organism in Eukaryota, Metazoa, Mollusca, Bivalvia, Ostreida, Ostreidae. Gene Ontology annotation, cellular component: plasma membrane; cell-cell junction.